AUGUCGACGCGGACCAUCGAAGCGCACAAGUACCUCAAGAAGUCGCCGUCACAGGGCCUUCAGGAGCUCGAGGCCGGCGCCACUCGGCCCACGUCCGCCAAGUCGGCCAAGGACCUCGGGCCCGACGUGGUCCCGGCGACGUCCAAGCCCCGACCCAACCAAUGCCGCGUCAUCAUGGGUAUGAUCACGGGCAGCUACAUCAACAUCUUGCUCCUCGUCAUGCCCUUUGCCGUCUACUCGUACUACGACAACUGGGGCGACAUUCCAGUCUUCGUGCUCAACUUCCUCGCCAUGAUGCCACUGGCCAACCUCUUGGGCGAGGCGACCGAGACGCUCGCCGAGCACUGCGGCGACAUGAUUGGCGGCCUCGUUAACGCGACCUUUGGCAACGCUGUCGAAGUCAUCAUUGCCAUCUUUGCGCUGCGUGAAGGCGAAAUCGGGCUCGUGCAGUCGUCGCUCAUUGGCUCGAUGCUCUCCAACCUGCUUCUCGUGCUCGGCUGCUGCUUCAUUGCGGGCCAUCUUGGCGGCGCCAAAGAGUCCAUGUACUGCGGGUCGUCGGCGUCGACCAACAUGUCUCUUCUCUUCGUCACGAGCUUUGCCAUGCUUGUCCCGUCGUACUACCAGCACAGCCAUGCGGGUGAGAUUGCCAAGAACGGGACGUUGACCGCGGCCGAAAAGGUCAAGCAAAUCGAGGAGCGCGACAAGGCAGUUCUCAGCCUCUCGCACAUCUCGGCGAUCUUCCUCAUCGCCAUGUACAUCCAGCUCAUGAUCUUCCAGCUCUACACGCACCGCCCGUCGAACGAGAAGAAGAAGAACGACGACGACAACGGCGAGAAUGGCGAACGCACCGAAGACGAGGACGAGAACGAGCCCGAGCUCUCGGUGUGGGGCAGCGUGCUGCUGCUUGGCGUCUCGACGGCGCUUGUGGCCGUGCUCUCGGAGUUUCUCGUCUCGUCCGUCGACGGCUUUACGGAAAAGGCCGACAUCCCCAAGUCCUUUGUGGGCAUCAUCCUGCUGCCGAUCGUCGGCAACGCCGUCGAGCACCUCACGGCCGUCAAGGUUGCGCUCAAGAACAACAUGGAGCUCGCCAUGGGUGUCGCCGUCGGAUCGGCCACUCAGAUCUCGCUCUUCGUCGUGCCCGUCUGCGUCGUUGCGGGCUGGAUCAUGGGCCAGCCCAUGACGCUCGCCUUCCCGACCUUCGAAGCGCUCUCGUACAUCAUCUCGGUCGUCGUGGUGUACGCCAUCGUCGUCGACGGCAAGUCCAACUGGCUCGAGGGCUCGAUGCUCCUCACGCUCUACUUUCUCAUCGGUGUUGCCUUGCUUGAAAUCCAAAUCUAA
This is a messenger RNA of Saprolegnia diclina VS20, 1338 nucleotides long. RefSeq names its product calcium/proton exchanger. Gene Ontology annotation, cellular component: membrane. Gene Ontology annotation, biological process: intracellular calcium ion homeostasis; calcium ion transmembrane transport. Lineage: Eukaryota; Oomycota; Saprolegniomycetes; Saprolegniales; Saprolegniaceae. The coding region runs from base 1 to 1338 and encodes 445 amino acids. Gene Ontology annotation, molecular function: calcium:proton antiporter activity. The transcript has a single exon. The record is from RefSeq and is a predicted model, not a curated record.